This is a messenger RNA of Coffea eugenioides, 1802 nucleotides long. Its product is annotated as cytochrome P450 734A1-like. The coding region runs from base 102 to 1622 and encodes 506 amino acids. The transcript has 4 exons. NCBI's taxonomy places the organism in Eukaryota, Viridiplantae, Streptophyta, Magnoliopsida, Gentianales, Rubiaceae. The record is from RefSeq and is a predicted model, not a curated record. Gene Ontology annotation, molecular function: heme binding; oxidoreductase activity, acting on paired donors, with incorporation or reduction of molecular oxygen; iron ion binding.
UAUCUACCUGUCUAAAUUCUCGCUCACUCUCUAAAAUAACACAGCACAAAAAAAAAAAAAAGAGCUCAGAACCAUAAGUUCUCUCAUUUCUCACUGCCAAUAUGCAUCUUCUAUUACUCCUGAUCUUGGUUUUACUCAUUAGCUUCAUCUUGAAAUUUGUGUAUUCGAUCAUCUGGGUCCCAUUAAAAAUUCAACGUCACUUCCGGAAACAGGGGAUUGAGGGUCCGGACUACCAUCCAAUCUUUGGAAACACGGCCGAGAUCAGGCGGCGGAUGAUCGCUGAAGCUGAAGCAGAGCCCAUAUCUUUCGUCUCUCAUGAAAUAGUUCACCGGGUGAUGCCACACUACUAUAACUGGUCAACGCUGUAUGGCAAGACUUUUCUAUACUGGUUCGGGCCGAAGCCCAGAUUGGCGGUAGCCGACCCAGACAUGAUCAAAGAGAUUUUGCUCAACAAUACCGGGUCCUAUGAGAAAGUCAAGUUCAACCCUUUAUCUAAGUUGCUAUUUGGAGAGGGACUAGUUAGGCUGAGUGGUGAGAAGUGGGCUGUGCACAGGAGAAUCACCAGCCAGGCCUUCAAUAUGGAGAGAAUAAAGGAUUGGGUUCCAGAAAUGGUGGAUAGCACUAAAAUGAUGCUGGACAGGUGGGAGAAAGAAAGAGGAGAAAGAGAUGAAUUUGAAGUGGACGUGUUUAAAGAACUGCAUAACCUCUCAGCUGAUAUCUUAUCAAGAACAGCUUUUGGAAGCAGCUUUGAGGAAGGGAAGCGUAUUUUCCAGUUACAAGACCAGCAAGCGAGCCUUGUUUUGCAGGCCAUAAGAAGUGUAUACAUACCUGGAUUCAGGUUUUUGCCAACGAAGAAGAACAGAAUGAGGAGAAGGUUGGAGAAGGAAACUCGAGACUCAAUUAGGAAAUUGAUUGGCAAUAGUACCAAUAUUCAGGAAAACCCAAAAGCUUUGCUUGCAUUACUAAUGUCUCCAUACAAGAACCAGAAUGAUGAACAGGAGAGAUUGAAUGUGGAGGAAAUCACAGAUGAAUGCAAGACAUUCUAUUUUGCUGGAAAGGAAACAACUGCUAAUCUCUUGACCUGGAUAUUCAUCCUUUUAGCAUUGCAUCAAGAUUGGCAAAACGAGGCAAGGGAAGAGGUCUUAAGCACAUGUGGAGACAAUAAACUUCCCUCUGCAGAGAAUUUAGCUGACCUCAAAAUCGUGAACAUGAUUAUAAACGAAACUCUGCGACUUUACCCCCCAGCUGUGAUGUUGAUGAGGCAAACAUCUAAGGAUGUCAAGCUCGGGAGCCUCGACAUUCCAGCUAAUACCCAAUUCUAUUUGGCCAUGACUUCUGUACACCAUGACCCUCAAAUAUGGGGAGAAGACGCAAACAAAUUUAACCCUCUGAGAUUCGCUAACACUAGAAAGCAUAUAGCUUCAUUCUUUCCAUUUGGAUUGGGUCCAAGAAUUUGUGUUGGUCAGAAUCUGGCUCUGGUUGAGGCAAAAAUUGUCCUGGCUGUUAUCAUCAGACAAUAUUCUUUCGUGCUUUCUCCAUCUUAUGUUCAUGCUCCCAUGCAAACUAUGACCCUACAACCUCAGUACGGUGCACAGAUUAUCUUUAGCAGGAUUCAACGCUGAGGUUUACACGUUUCGAGUGUUCCUUUCUUUUUCUUUUGUUUUAUUUCCUUUCCCCAAACAGGUUUAAGCGUAUUUAUUCCUAUAUGUUAGCGGAGUACGUGCGGUUUUCUUAUGUAAUUGUAAAUAGAACUGUAAAAGUGCCUGUAACUGCAGCACCAUAUACGUUUUGUGAUCGAGAUU